AUGGCAAGCAUGAAAAUUCUGAUUCUUAAUCCUAAUUCGUCGCCAACUACAACGGACGUUAUAGACAGCGCAGUCGAAGCCUACAUUGGCAAGUUUCCAAUAGCCGCACAAAUUGAGCUAUAUACAGCGCCUUCUGGACCACCAAGUAUCGAUAGCGAUCAAGAUGCGCUGAUGUCGGCUAAGGCAAUUAUGGCAGACUUACAGUUUAAACUUUCGGAUUAUGAUGCCUAUGUGGUGGCCUGCUACAGCGUCCACCCGCUAGUCGGGAUGCUUAGAUCUCGCCUAUGCUCUAAAAUUCAUGUCAUUGGUAUAUUUGAAGCAAGCUUAUCUACCGCACUUUCCUUACUUCCCAUGGAUCAACCAUUUAAAUUUGGUAUCAUUAGUACAGGCCAUUACUGGAAAGACGCUCUCUCCUCAGGUGUGCAGAGAUAUUGUGGGAGCGAUCGGUUCAAAGGUGUAGAGACAAUGGGGCUUACCAACGCUGAAUUCCAUACUGCAGAUAUCGAGAUAAAAAAAUCUAAACUGAGGGAGGCUACUAGGUCCUUAAUUAGGGAACGAGAUGUGCGUGUCAUUUGUCUGGGUUGUGCAGCUUUGUCAGGAAUGAAUGACAUAAUGAACGAAGUGCUGGUAGACGAGAUAGGUGAAGGGGCAAACGCUAUGUAUAUUGUCGAUGGUGUCCAGGCUGGAAUUGGGCUAGUCGAAAGUUUAAUUCGAGAAUCUACAUGGCGCUCGGGCAAUUAA
Blumeria graminis f. sp. triticale is the source of this 741-nucleotide messenger RNA. The record is from the annotation of a GenBank genome assembly. Lineage: Eukaryota; Fungi; Ascomycota; Leotiomycetes; Helotiales; Erysiphaceae.